AAGACUGGUCUUGCGAUCGCGUGUGUAUAUUGCGUCAGACGCCGCCGUGAGAAGAACUUGUCUGACGGUGAGCUGCAGUUGUACAGGUCGACAACGUCGAAGUGAGUUCCGUCAUGGCUGAUGCUAAAGACCCCCAUGUCCAGGUUGAGGAUGAGGUCACCCCGUGGACUGUCCAGAGCGUGUCCCAGAAAGGCGUGGACUACAACAAGCUCAUAGACAAAUUUGGCAGCGUAAGAAUAACGGAGGACCUCAUCAAGAGAAUUGAACGUGUGACAGGGAAGAAACCACACCGUUUCCUCACAAGAGAAAUAUUCUUCUCACACCGAGAGCUAGGCCAGGUCCUGGACAUGUAUGAGAAGAAGCAGCCGUUCUACCUGUACACUGGCCGCGGACCAUCUUCAGAGGCCAUGCACCUGGGCCAUCUAAUACCAUUCAUCUUCACUAAAUGGCUACAGGAUACUUUCGACGUUCCGUUGGUGAUCCAGAUGACAGAUGAUGAGAAAUUCCUGUGGAGGGACCUGGAACUGGAGGAGGCACACCGCCUCGCGCAUGAGAACGCCAAGGACAUCAUCGCUUGUGGAUUUGACCUUGACAAGACUUUCAUCUUCAGCGAUCUGGAAUAUGUUGGAGGCUCCAUUGAAUUUUACAAGAAUAUCUGUCGAGUGGAGAAGCUGGUCACAGUCAAUCAAGCCAAGGGAAUAUUUGGCUUCACAGACAGCGACUGUAUCGGCCAGAUCAGUUUCCCGGCCAUCCAGGCGGCGCCCAGCUUCAGCUCCUCUUUCCCACAGAUCUUCAACGGAAGGAGUGACGUUCCCUGCCUCAUCCCCUGCGCAAUAGAUCAGGACCCGUAUUUCCGGAUGACACGUGAUGCGGCACCCCGGAUGAAAUGCCACAAACCAGCCCUGAUUCACUCCGUAUUCUUUCCUGCUCUGAAGGGGGCUAAAGGGAAGAUGAGUUCCAGUGACCCAACAUCUUCAAUUUUCCUCACUGACUCGGAAAAGGAUAUUGCUGACAAGAUUAACAAGUUCGCAUUUUCAGGCGGCCAAGACACAAAAGAGGAUCAGGAAAAACAUGGUGGCGACUGUUCCAUUGAUGUGUCCUACCAGUAUCUCAGGUUCUUCCUGGACGAUGAUGCUAAGCUGAAACGUAUCGAAGAGCGGUACACCAGUGGACAGAUGAUGACAGGAGAGCUGAAGCAAGAGCUCAUCAAGGUCCUUCAGACACUGGUUUCCGGUCAUCGUGAGCGGCGUGCACAAGUCUCCGACGCCAUGGUGAACUACUACAUGACGCCCCGGAAACUCAAGUACAACUACACCGACCCAUCUAAGCCCCUGGGCACUUGCUGAGGAGAAACACUCCGAUAGAUAGGGAAUGGUCAUUGUGGGUUAAUAUGUUCCUAUUUCCUGAUUUCAAAGAUACGUACAUCCAGUUUAUAAGGCCUUUUCUCACAGCGCACUCGUUCUUUAUCUUUUAAAUCUGUAUUCUCGAUUCAGAAAUACAUGGAAAUCAUAUUUUCUUCUACUGCAUAUACGUAGAACAUGUUAGGAGCAAAAGCAAGGCGUAUGCAGCACAAAUAGUUGGUAAUCGUGUAAAACAGUUUCAGGAAACCUUUUUCAACAAGUUAGAAUACUUGUAGAAUACACUGCUUAAACUUUGUCGUGCAACUUGGAACGCCGAGGAUGACAGUUGGAAUCAUGUAUUUGGUGUAUUAUUCAUGCAAUGACGAAUGGGUUAUAAAACGUUUAUAAAAUCCGAUUCAAUUUUGGGUCGUAAUCCAUUGAAUUGUGUAAGAAAACAACUUGCUUAAAAUGAAAUUCUACUACCUUUCUUGUUUGAAUUUGGAGCAUUUGUCUCGGGUUUUGUAAGCUAUUUUCAAAGUACCUGUAUACAUGUAGAGACGAGAGACAUUCAAACUUGAGCAAAUUGGCAAAAUGGAUUUUGUGUUGUCGGUCACUCCUAUUACUUAGACAUUGAAUUACAAUAAAUAUGAACUAAAAUCCUACAUGUUGUUGAAUGUCAGUCAAAAUCGAAAAGAACUUGCAAUUUGCGCCCUGUUUAAAUCCUACUAUCUGAAUAAAUGUGUAAAAUCUCA
This is a messenger RNA of Haliotis rufescens (red abalone), 2092 nucleotides long. RefSeq names its product tryptophan--tRNA ligase, cytoplasmic-like. Gene Ontology annotation, cellular component: cytoplasm. Bases 114 to 1346 code for a protein of 410 amino acids. The transcript is spliced from 8 exons. Gene Ontology annotation, biological process: tryptophanyl-tRNA aminoacylation. NCBI's taxonomy places the organism in Eukaryota, Metazoa, Mollusca, Gastropoda, Lepetellida, Haliotidae. The record is from RefSeq and is a predicted model, not a curated record. Gene Ontology annotation, molecular function: tryptophan-tRNA ligase activity; ATP binding.